Columba livia (rock pigeon) is the source of this 5547-nucleotide messenger RNA. RefSeq names its product tripartite motif containing 32 (gene TRIM32). The record is from RefSeq and is a predicted model, not a curated record. Lineage: Eukaryota; Metazoa; Chordata; Aves; Columbiformes; Columbidae. Gene Ontology annotation, molecular function: zinc ion binding; protein binding; ubiquitin protein ligase activity. Gene Ontology annotation, biological process: protein K48-linked ubiquitination. The transcript has 2 exons. Bases 701 to 2644 code for a protein of 647 amino acids. Gene Ontology annotation, cellular component: cytoplasm.
GCCAGCGGCAGGAGUGCCCCUGCUCCCCGGUUGCCACCAUCGAGCCACGGAUCAGAUCCCAGCUUGGUACUUGGAGAUGCUGCUACGCGACUCAAUCCCUUCCUGAAACGUGGGGUUUAAAGGACUGUGAACUGAAGCUGAUAAAUGAAAAUGAUUUUUUUUUCUUCUCUGUAUGAACAUAAAGAACUUUUCUUCAUUGCAGUUGUCUUCUUCCACUUGAGCAAAUGCUAAACUGAAAUACAGUGAACCUUUCUGCCUGAAACGCUCCCGAGGAUGAAGCAGCAAACGCAGCGGGGAAGCGAGAGCGCUGCAUGCAUGCAGCCAUUAUUCAGAAGAAGCUGUCUGCUCACAUCCCUCCGCGACUGUCUCUUCAUUUUAAAGACUAACGACUUCCUUCUCCUCCUCUCCCCCUUGAAGAAAUGUUUUCUUCCCCAUUUCUUUUAACGGCUAAGCAACGCAAUAGCAAAGGUAUUGAAACCCAGUCUACUGAAUAAUAACUUAAUGAUGUGAAGCCUGUGCUGUUCCUUUUGAAUGGAUGGCUGCUUUAGCAAGAGAGCUGCUGGGAUCUGCUCCCUGCUGCGAGGGAUGGCAGGAUGGAGAAACCUGGAUUGAAGCUGAACGGCAACCAGAGUGAAUCAGAGCACCUUGGAAUAGAUGCAAGUACAAGACGCUGCACCAGCUAAAGCUGCCCUGGAAAGCCAUGGCUGCCGCCCCUCAUCUCAACUCGGACGCGCUCCGAGAGGUCCUGGAGUGCCCCAUCUGCAUGGAGUCCUUCACCGAGGAGCACCUGAGACCCAAACUCUUACACUGCGGGCACACCAUCUGCAAACAGUGCUUGGAGAAACUCCUGGCAAACAGCAUUAACGGGAUACGCUGCCCCUUCUGCAGCAAAAUCACACGAACGACGAGCUUAGCUCAGCUGACUGACAACCUUACUGUGCUGAAGAUCAUAGACACCACCGGACUGGGGGAAGUGGUGGGUCUGCUCAUGUGCAAGGUCUGUGGGAGAAGGUUGCCAAGACACUUUUGCAAGAGCUGUAGCUUGGUUUUGUGUGAACCAUGCAAGGAGACAUCACACAUGCCCCAAGGGCAUAGAGUCAUUGCUAUCAAAGAGGCUGCUGAAGAGCGAAGGAGGGAAUUUGGGACAAGGCUUGCCAGACUUCGGGAGCUCAUGGGUGAUCUGCAGAAAAGAAAAGCAUCUUUGGAGGGUGUUUCGAGAGACCUACAAUCUAGAUAUAAAGCAGUUCUGCAAGAUUACAGCAAAGAAGAGCACAAGAUCCAGGAAGAACUGGCAAGGUCACGCAAGUUCUUCACCACCUCUUUGUCUGAUGUGGAGAAGGUAAAUAAUCAAGUAAUGGAGGAGCAAGCUUAUCUGCUGAACUUAGCAGAAGUGCAGAUAAUGUCUCGCUGUGACUAUUUCCUUGCCAAAAUAAAGCAGGGAGAUAUAGCUCUCUUGGAGGAGGCAGCAGAUGAGGAAGAACCAGAACUGACCAACAGUCUCCCAAGGGAGCUGACUCUUCAAGAGGUUGAACUCCUCAAGGUGAGCCACGUGGGACCGCUGCAGAUUGGGCAGGUGGUAAAGAAACCCCGGACUGUUAACGUGGAGGAAUCACUUGUGGAAACCGCAGCAUCCUCAUCAGCAUCAUUUCGGGAGCCCGACUUGGUGCAAGAAGAGCCCAGCUGCACACCCAGCUCCUCACCAGCCAAGCCAAGGAUGCCCGAAGCAGCCACAAGCAUCCAGCAGUGCCACUUCAUCAAGAAGAUGGGCUCCAAGGGCAGCCUGCCAGGGAUGUUUAACCUCCCCGUCAGCCUGCACGUCACCCUGCAAGGAGAGGUGCUCGUGGCGGACCGAGGCAAUUUCCGAAUCCAGGUUUUUACCCGCAAGGGUUUUCUGAAGGAGAUCCGCCGGAGCCCUAGUGGAAUCGAUAGCUUUGUACUGAGUUUCCUCGGGGCAGACUUGCCCAAUUUGACUCCCCUUUCUGUCACCAUGAACUGCCACGGCCUGAUAGGUGUGACGGACAGCUACGAUAACUCCGUCAAGGUCUACACCAUGGAUGGCCAUUGCGUGGCCUGCCACCGGAGCCAGCUCAGCAAGCCCUGGGGCAUCACAGCUCUGCCUUCGGGCCAGUUCGUAGUGACUGAUGUGGAAGGGGGGAAACUCUGGUGUUUCACGGUGGACCGUGGCAUGGGGGUAGUAAAGUACAGUUGCUUAUGUAGCGCUGUGCGCCCAAAGUUUGUCACCUGCGAUGCUGAAGGGACCAUUUACUUUACUCAAGGGCUGGGGCUCAACCUGGAGAACCGGCAGUACGAACACCACCUGGAAGGAGGAUUUUCAAUUGGCUCUGUUGGCCCCGAUGGGCAGCUGGGACGCCAGAUCAGCCACUUCUUCUCCGAGAAUGAGGAUUUCAGGUGCAUUGCUGGGAUGUGUGUCGAUGCCAGGGGAGACCUCAUUGUUGCUGACAGCAGCCGGAAAGAAAUCCUGCAUUUUCCUAAAGGAGGCGGCUAUAACAUCCUAAUCCGGGAAGGACUUGUCUGUCCCGUUGGUAUCGCCAUUACUCCCAAAGGGCAGCUGCUGGUGCUGGACUGCUGGGAUCACUGCAUUAAGAUCUACAGUUACCAUCUGAGAAGAUAUUCUACCCCUUAAAGGCACGUUUCUAAGCAAACCCUCUUUUGGCAGCAGAGAUUCUUCCAGCCUCGAUGCAAUCUGAUGGGAACCGGUGUCAAGCAAGAAUUCAGGAAGAUUGUGCCAUAACUGAAGGGGAUUUAGCAUAGAGGCCAUCAUGUUUUGUGUUUAGAAACAAAAUAGCUUACAUGGUUGUGGUCUGCUUUAUCUUCUUUUCUAUAUAAAAACAGUACAAUAAAAAAGAACAAGCACAAGGGAAAGGAUCCAUCCUUCUGGAAUGUUGGUUCCUUGCUCAAUGACUCCAUAAACUUCUCACCUCCUUUUGCCACAUCUCUAACACUUCCAGCUUCAACCACUGUAUCUUUGUGCCAUAAACACUGACUGACUGCUCUAAAUCGCCUUCCCUUAGAGGACCAGAGAGGCAAAAUCCUCUUCUCGCUGUGGUACUUGCAAGGAACUGGGUAGCAGUUGUCUGGGCAACUACUAGAGAAAGCAAUUUCUGAUUGCAGCACUGCGUAAACCGAAAUAGCCCUCUCAGACUGCGGGGAGACGGAGCUUUACUUUCAAACUGAUGAGGGAGGGUUUUCUCUCUCUGCUUUUCUGGUAUUCAGGAGAUCGCCCCUUGUCGUGCCAUUUGUGAACCGUGUCUGUUCGAUGUGAAGUGAGUCCUGUGCAAUCAUGGGAGACGGAGCUGAGCCAGAAAAGUGCCCUCUGAUGGCAACAGGGUUUUUAUGACUACUAAGAGUUGUUCUAGGUAGAAAGGGGUAAAAAGGGAGGGGGCUGGAGUUAAAAAAAACCAGGAAACCUACGGUUGAUAUUCGCUGUUGUUUUGUUAUUAAAUGUAUCCUGGAAACUGUCUUUGGAAGGUAUGUCUGGUAUCUAAAGCUUCAUGUGGGAGGAGGAAAGGGCUGAGGGAAUAAGACUGGGAAAUUAUAGUAAAUGAGAUUAAAUGCAACAUAUUGUCUGUUCACCUGCACUUCACUGUUCUGAAUUCCAGGCCAUUACAUUUAGCGAGAGUUUCCACCCGUCUGCACUUUGGAUAUUCAGGCAACUCACAGCUGAGAUGGGGGGAAAGCCAUUUCGCCUUUAUUUUUUUAAUACUUGGAAACACAUCCAUUGGUGCGUUGCCUUUUUUCCCUUGCACAGCAAAACACUACAUUCCUCAGAUUAUUUUUUUACAGCACCAGCAGGCACCAGAGUUCAUGUUCAUCGCGGCUUUGGGCCAAACGAAGCACAAAACUGCAGCUGUGUGAACCGAGGCCCCCACAGUGCUACUCUCCUGGCUGAUAAAUGUGUACCUCAGUGUGGUGCUGCUCGCCUAGAAUCGUUUAUUGAAGGAAAGAUGCAUUUAAAUAGGGCACAGUGGUAGCAUGUUAAUCUGCCACAGAUAAUAGUUAGACCGCAGUGCGUUUAUUUGUUGCUAUCAACAACGUAGUUGCAAAUUUGGGGGCACAACAGACAAUAUAAAAACUGAUUUUAUAGCGGCUGCCGUGCGACAGCAAAUUGUUUGCUCCUUGUGCUACAACAUGUAUGCAACAGGUGAUUUUGGUUUUUAAGCUCCCCCAUUGAAACGGCAAAGUAAAAGAGGCUUCGGAGCCACUGCUGCUCCAGCCGGUUGAUCGGGAAUUAUGGGGUUUGCAUAAGCGCUGGGAGCAGAUUUUGCUGGGAUUUUGUGGGGUUUUUCUUUGUUUGCUUUAGUGUUUUUGUUUGGGUUUUUUCUGUUUGUUUGGUUUAGAGGGGUUUUGUUUCUUUUUUUUUUUGUUUGUUUGGGUUUGGUUUGGUUUGUUAGUUGUGUUUAUUUGUCUGUUUUCUCUCCUUGUUCAGCUCAGACAAAGCACUGAAGAGCACACAAACACCCAGCCGAUGGAGGCGCCCCCUCUCUGGGGCAACUUGUUAUUUCUCUCACUAAAAUUGCCUGGAAAAAGCCUGGGGAGAAGGAGCAGGAGCUGAGACACCGACAUGGUGAUGGUCCAAGGAACUGCCCCCCUUCCCUCCUCUGCUGCUCCCUGGCUUUGCCGAGGCUGCCAAAUUGCACAGAAUUAUUUACAUUCUUUGCUGCUCUUAUUUGGGUGGGAGAUGGCAGUCGCCUGAGGUAUGUAAGAGUAAUUUGGGGAGCUGAUCUCAUCCUGCAUGUAUGUUUUUGGGAGAUGAUGACUAUUACUGGGCCCUUCUGCAGUUAAUUACAUUGUAACUCAAGGCGUUUUUUCCAGUAUUGCAGUAAUGGCAGUUCCUCUCCUACUGAUCUCUUUUAAACACUUCUCCUCUUUCUAAGAACUGCUUCAAGCAGGAAGCUACCGUGGACCUGAAUAAUUGAAGCAAUAUUAUCUAUGAUAAUAUGUACCUCUGUCAUUUUCUGUUCCAAUGGAUUUUUUUUGUUUUUGGCAAUAAACAUCACACUGUUAGCAAUAACAUUUCCUGGAGUGCUUGAAGGGACAGAAAAGCUGGUCUGGUAAACUGAGCAGUUGGUUACCCAGCCUGUUCCUGGUCACACAGUUCAAACAAAGCGUCCAUCAUGUUUCUCACUCAGAGAUCCAAGGAAAACAACAUUAUGCUGUGAUGCACGGGUGGGCCAGGACACUGCAAUCUGCGCCUGGGGGUGUGUGUGUCGCCUGCAGCUCUUCUAGUCUGGGUUUUUAGGUAGAAAAUGGAAAAAAAAAGCCUGCUGUCCCUCACCCAGGGCUUGCAGGUCCCCUGACAGAACCUGACAGCGACUACAAAAUGAUUUUGCAGAGCUGUAUUUCUUGCCGUGGUGCCCCCACGCAAUGUUGUGAUCGUCUGCCAAGCGAGAUGAAAUGGGGUAAUUAAGGAUUGUGAUGAAAUAGUUUGGCUGCUGCUCUCUACCUGGAAGAAGAGCUUGUCUGGUUAUACCUAUGUGUUCGGGUUUUAAAGAUUGUGUAAUAAAGGAAAAAUUGAUCCAAUUAAAA